AUGGGGGUUGGGCCGUGGGCCGAAAUCUUCGGCCCAUGCUGGGCUUUGCCGAUGUCUAUUGGCAUCUCAGUACUCCAAAUAUUGAGCUUCCUAUUCCAAUUCAUAUGCGAAUCCGGGAUCCAGAAGUUGUACGGCUUCGUGGCCGUCCAGCUGGAACAUUAUCAACUCAAACUGGUCUGCGAUCAACUCAAACUUCAACUUCAAUGCAGCGAGACCCAAUCUCUAUUGAAACACUUCGGUAAGGCGAGGAAACAGCAGCGCGGCGGUCCGAUCGCGAGGCAGCAGCUAUAUGGCGAUCGCAGCGACUAA
Molecule: messenger RNA, 309 nt
Organism: Penicillium psychrosexuale
Lineage: Eukaryota; Fungi; Ascomycota; Eurotiomycetes; Eurotiales; Aspergillaceae
Exons: 1
Coding region: 1-309 (102 amino acids)
Source: RefSeq, a predicted model, not a curated record